GUCCUGGAGAAAAACACCAUGUUAGCAGCUUUAGUGGAGCAGCUGAAGAAGACUGGACUCCAAGCUGCUGCAGCUGAUCACUGCUAUGCUGGACCUGAAGAUGUGGCCUGUGAUGUCUGCACUGGGAGGAAGCUGAGAGCCAUCAAGUCCUGUUUAUUCUGUCUGGUCUCUUACUGUGAGAAACACCUCCAACCUCACUAUGAUGUAGUUCAGCUUAAGAAACACAAGCUGGUGGCCCCCUCCAAGAAGCUCCAGGACAACAUCUGCUCUCGUCACGAUGAGGUGAUGAAGAUUUUCUGUCGUACUGAUCAGCAGAGUAUCUGUUAUCUCUGCACAAUGGAUGAACAUAAAGGCCAUGAAACAGUCUCAGCUGCAGCAGAAAGGACUGAGAAGCAGAAGGAGCUCGAGGUGAGACGACUCAACAUCCAGCAGAGAAUCCAGGAGCGAGAGAAAGAUGUGAAGCUGCUUCAGCAGGAGGUGGAGGCCAUCAAUGGCUCUGCUGAUAAAGCAGUGGAGCACAGUGAGAAGAUCUUCACUGAGCUGAUCCGGCAGAGCGUCUCCACGCUCCACAAAUCUGAUGCUUCUGAUUUGGAGGAAAUGAGCUGA
Messenger RNA from Oreochromis niloticus (Nile tilapia), 606 nucleotides. RefSeq names its product tripartite motif-containing protein 29-like. The record is from RefSeq and is a predicted model, not a curated record. The annotation marks the transcript as partial. Gene Ontology annotation, molecular function: zinc ion binding. Lineage: Eukaryota; Metazoa; Chordata; Actinopteri; Cichliformes; Cichlidae. The transcript is spliced from 2 exons.